Sporisorium graminicola is the source of this 1434-nucleotide messenger RNA. RefSeq lists its product as uncharacterized. The transcript has a single exon. Gene Ontology annotation, biological process: cardiolipin biosynthetic process; CDP-diacylglycerol biosynthetic process. Gene Ontology annotation, cellular component: mitochondrion. The record is from RefSeq and is a predicted model, not a curated record. NCBI's taxonomy places the organism in Eukaryota, Fungi, Basidiomycota, Ustilaginomycetes, Ustilaginales, Ustilaginaceae. Bases 1 to 1434 code for a protein of 477 amino acids. Gene Ontology annotation, molecular function: phosphatidate cytidylyltransferase activity.
AUGUUGCCUGUUGCCACACGAUGCUCUCGUACAAGAGCCAUUGCGGCGCGCACCGUGCUGCCAUCUGCUGCUACCAUUAGCCAGCAUGUGUGCACGUCUGCGCUCUUGUCCGGCAGCUUGUUGCGGCAAACAAGAUCCUUCAGGUCCAGCAACGAACUGGAGGCUGCUGUGACAUCUCCGAUAAGAUCUCCAACACCAUCCAAGAAAGCUUCGUCCGGUGCAACUUCACGCCUCGUGCCGUUGAGCCCAACCUCGCAAUCGAAGUUCCCACCACCCUCUUUCCCGCCCUCGUUCGGAUCGAACCAGCUCGUUCCCGUCUCGGACCAAACGAAUAGACGUCUACACGCCAUCCUUGUAUGCUUCGAUGCACCUGUUCGAUUCGCUUUUGCUUACGGCUCUGGCGUCUUUUCGCAGAGCGAAGCUGGACCAGAACACGCGAAACGACCUCAGACCAAGGACGGCAAAAAGAUGAUCGACUUCAUCAUGGCGGUGACACAUCCCCAGCAUUGGCAUUCGCUCAACAUGGCGCAACAUCCUAGACACUACUCGCUGCUCAGUAGGCUGCUUGGCAGUUUUGGCAUCGGGCUGGUGCAGCAGAGAGGCGCUAAGAUCUGGUACAAUCCUUACAUCCAGCUUGAAGAUGAGCUGAUCAAGUACGGCAUCAUCAGCGUCGACGACCUAUGCACCGACUUGCUCGAUUGGGAGACGCUCUACGUGAGUGGACGCAUGCACAAGCCCGUUGCGCUCAUCACCUCGGAUGCCAGGGUGCGGCUCGCACAGCAAGUCAACCUCGCCUCGGCGCUGCGCACUGCGCUCCUGUUGCUGCCCCGGGAGUUCACCGAGGUGGAGCUGUACACGCGGAUUGCUUCGCUAAGCUAUACGGGCGACUUUAGAAUGUCGGUGCCCGGAGGCGAGAAUUCGAACAAAGUGCGCAACAUUGUGCUCAACCAGCGCGAAGAGUUCCGACGGUUGUACGCCGGGCUCAUGCGCAACUUGGGCACACUGUCGGUCGAGGAGGUGAGGGGCAAUCGGUUCAAGAUCGAGCAGGACGACUCUGUCUCAACACGCGCCUCGUAUGCGGCUCGCUUGCCGCGUUGUCUUCGCCAGAAGGUGCAAGAUCACUACACAUCCCAGCCUCACUUGGACCCUGCCUUCCUCAAGCUGUCGCUGUCCAAGACACUCGACACAGUGCCACGGUCGCCAUCGAGCAUCGAGCGUGAAGAGAAGCUCAACGCCUUCUGGAGAGCAGCGGUGCAGCGAGAAGACUUUGCAGAGGUACUUUUGCACCAGAUUGGCAAAACUGUCAAAGGCCCUGCGUGGUCGCAGUCGAUCAAGGGCAUCUACACGGCAGGCUUUACGCGGACGCUCCGCUAUGUCGGUGCAAAGAUCGGAAAGUACUUUGAAGGGAAGAAGCAGACGGACCCGUCUUCGUAG